Molecule: messenger RNA, 1908 nt
Organism: Mercenaria mercenaria
Lineage: Eukaryota; Metazoa; Mollusca; Bivalvia; Venerida; Veneridae
Product: tigger transposable element-derived protein 4-like
Exons: 2
Coding region: 279-1859 (526 amino acids)
Cellular component (GO): nucleus
Molecular function (GO): DNA binding
Source: RefSeq, a predicted model, not a curated record
ACACUGCCGCCGAUUAAUUAUGAGAACGUGUUGACACUUAAUUCUCGAUUGCAAAAGGUGAGAAAUGUAAGUAACAUCUGAUGGGAUCCCGCAAUCACUGCAUAAUUAUUAGCGAGAGACCGAUAUGACCAAUCAAAUUCGUCGUUGUUUUUAAGAUCCGCCCAUUUUUUCUAAAAAUAUUUUGACCUUGAUAAAUAUGGAAACUCGCAUAUCGUGUUAUACAUGUUUUUGUACUCAAUAUUGAAAGCUAUCCUAUGUGUAAUUGAUUGAUCUUGAAUAUGUCUAAACGGAAAGUGUUAACGUUGGAUGAUAGAGCUCGUGUGUUGGAAUUAAGUAAGAACAAAAGUGCUCGUAAAAUAGCUGAAGAAAUGGGCGUAGGAAAAACCCAGAUCCAAAAUAUUCUGAAACGGAAAGCGGAAGUGUUAGAGGAUAUUGAAAACAAUGUUUCAGGUGACCGUAAACGUGCGAGGAGAGUAACUGUUCACGAGGAUGUUAACAAUUUGGUAUAUGAGUGGUUUAAGGACGUGACUGCUAGGAGAUUGCCCGUGUCUGGGCCUAUCUUGUGCACUCAAGCUCUUAAGUUCGCGAGUGAUCUUGGGGACAUUAACUUUAAGGCAUCGACGGGAUGGCUUGCUUCGUUCUUGAAACGUAAUAACAUUGUGUUAGGGACAAUGUCUGGGGAGAGGGGAGAUGUCAAUAAAGACACGGUAACUGACUGGAAAUCAAAACUCCCAACAGUGUGUGAUGGAUAUGAUCCGAAGGACAUAUUCAAUAUGGAUGAGACUGGUUUGUUCUUCCGAGACACAACAAGGAAAUCGUAUCAUUUCAAAGAUUCAGAACUGGUUGGUGGAAAACGCUCUAAGGAACGCAUUACUGUUUCGCUGUGUGCUUCUAUGACCGGGGAGAAGCUCAAACCACUAGUGAUUGGUAAAGCUGCACGUCCGAGAUGCUUCAGCAAAAUAGAUCCGGAAAAACUACCUGUGACCUACAGAAACAACAAAAAAGCGUGGAUGACCGGUGAACUCAUGACAGAAUGGCUAAGGACGGUUGACAAACAAAUGAAGAAACAACGCAGGAACAUCUUGUUAUUCUUGGACAACGCGCCUGCACAUCCGGACUUGAAACUUAACAAUGUUAAACUUGUCUUCUUGCCACCUAAUACAACUGCUCUUUCGCAGCCAAUGGACCAGGGUAUCAUUCAGGCUCUUAAGUUGAAGUUCAGGAAUCGUCAGCUCUCGUACAUUGUGUCACAAAUGGAACGUACGGAUAAAGUUGGUUCACAAGUGUUAAAGGAAAUUUCCAUUCUAGAUGCUAUUUACUGGAUUAACGGUUCGUGGAAGGAGGUGACUCCAACCACAAUUCAGAAGUGUUUCGCAAAGUGUGGAUUUGAUCAGAUAAGUGAAAGUGAUCUUGUUGUUAAUGAAUGUGAUAGUGAUGAUGAUAGUGAUGAUGAUGAUGAUGAAGUGCCCUUAGCUGUCUUAAGAAUGUCUCAUGAGUUGUUCGGGUGUGAAUACCACGAAUUGGUAGAUUUAGAUAAAUCUGUUCCGACGUGCGACGAGAAUAAUUCCAUUGUUGACUGGGAUAAGAAUGCAGGUGAUAUCUUAAUUGAACUGCAGUCAAGCAAAGAUGUUUGUGAUAAUGAUGAGUGUGAUGAUGGUGUUGACUCAGACAGACCUGAAACUGUGAUCACAAUGUCUGAGGCUAGUGAUAUGCUUGAUAAACUGAAAAUGUUUGCUCUCAGUAAAGGACAGGAUAAGUGGCUUGAUAACAUUAUGGAUUUGCAAGACAUGUUUGUAAGUUGCCGUGCAGAGACUCAAUGUAAGCAGACUAGAAUUCAUGAGUUUUUUGAAAGAAAAUAAAAACUUGGAACUGACAUAACUAACAGGCAAUUGCAAGUUUGAAAUUCAA